AUGUGGAUUUCGACUCUGUACCGUAUCAUCGAGAGAACCAUCGUAGGUGGAAGUCGUACCCUUUACCCCACCUCGGCUAUGACCCUACCACCAUCGGAUGAAACUCAGAGAAAAAAUGUUUUCACGCCCCCGCAGGGACAGUUAAACGACGGUAUUCCCGAGGGCAGGGGCAUCAUUAGAUGGUUGGAUGGCAGUUGGUACAGCGGCGAAUUCCUGAAGGGCCUGAGGCACGGCCGAGGCCUGCACGUGUCCUGCGAAGACGGCCGUCGGUGGUACAGCGGCGACUGGACCAACGGUACGAGGAACGGACGCGGAGAGACGGCCUGCUGCGUCGGUCAACCCGACGGCGCGUUGAACUACUCCGGCGACUGGGUGGACGGGCGGCCGCACGGCAGCGGUACGGCGAGUUGGCCGGACGAGACUCGGUACACAGGUGGUUGGGCUCGCGGCCGACAGCACGGCCACGGCAAGGUAGUGUGGCCGAGCAACGACGUGAGUUCGCUUCGUGUUAUGAUAGUAUCGAAUUUCGUUGGAUAUUCAGUGGCGCCGAUCACCUAA
Messenger RNA from Macrosiphum euphorbiae (potato aphid), 558 nucleotides. The record is from the annotation of a GenBank genome assembly. Lineage: Eukaryota; Metazoa; Arthropoda; Insecta; Hemiptera; Aphididae.